UGAAGUCAACAGUUGCGUUUGGGUGUAAACUAAACACAGACGUACCAGAAAACAACAGAAGCAGUCACAGGUUCCCCGGGUAACGACUGUAGUAGAUUAAUUAUCUCUCUUCUGUUUGAUUAACAGUAAUGUUGUUUAGACAAACAAAGGUUCAAUAGAGAAGAGGGAAAAUGGAAGAGAUAAAGACGGAACCUGUGGAUUUUGUAAAGGAAUUUCAAGAAUACCUGACGCAGCAAACCCAGCAUGUCAACAUGAUCUCAGGCUCUGUUUGUGGAGAGAAAGAGACAGUGGAGGCGUUUCAAGCCGUUGUCCCGAGAUGUGAGCAAAAUGGUCUGGACCCCCCAUCUGUGGAGGUGAGCCUGCCAGUGGAGGACGGGCCGGAUGUCCAGAUGGAUGGCCUGGAGAGAACCUGCGAUGGAAAGUACAAGUGCAGCUACUGCAGCUAUGCCAACAAAGGCAUGGCUCGCUUAAUAGAACACAUCCGCAUCCACACAGGAGAAAAGCCUCAUCGCUGCCAGCUGUGCCCAUUUGCUUCUGCAUAUGAGCGCCACUUGGAAGCCCACAUGCGCUCACACACUGGAGAGAAGCCGUACAAGUGUGACCUCUGCGCCUUUCGAUGUAGCGACCGCAGCAACCUAUCACACCACCGCCGGCGGCGACACAAGCUUCUGCCCACCAGGGUUGUCCGGUCUCCUUUCUCCAACAAGAGGAUGUUGAGCGCUCUGCAGAAGAGGACAGGCUCGCUGGGCUUCAGCCGGCGACUCCUCAUCAAUUUCAACCCUCCCUCCAUGGUACUGCCAAAGUCGGAUUAUCUGAGUGACUUGUCUCACAAGAUCCACCAUUUGAACAGCAGUGAAUUUAAGAACCUUCCCAAGGUGGAUGAAAGUGAAAGUCGCAACAGGAGUGCUAAUGGUUUGACUUUUAAAAACCCACUGGACCAGCUGUCUACACUUGCCGGCCAGUUGGCCGACCUUCACCCUGAGUCUCAGACUCCUGUUUCCCCAGACAGGGAGUCUUUCAAAGAUGAGAAGCCCAUUCUCAUUCAGCAUGUUUCUAGUGAACAGGUUGCAGUGUGUACUAAUGGAGCGCAGACAUCACCACCAAAAAAGGAAUCUCCUGGCUCAGGCCAAGGGAGUUGUAGUCCUGUUCCCGGCCUCAGCUUUGAGAACAACGUGAACAUUCUUGCUGCGAGUGUUAGCAACAGCCAGCCCAGCACGCCCAAUCCUGCCCUGACUGUGCCUGACCAACAGCUUUUGCAUAAAUGCCAGCAUUGUGAUAUUCACUUUUCUGACAAUAUCCUCUACACUAUUCACAUGGGCUGCCAUGGCUAUGAACAUCCAUUCCAGUGCAACAUCUGUGGUUAUAUGUGCACAGACAAAUAUGAUUUUUCAUGCCAUUUUGCUCGUGGCCAACAUAAAAAGUGAUUCUGUGCAGCAUAGAUGCAUCUUUGAGUUUUCAAUAUAUUGUUUAUACAGUAUAGAAACUAAACAUGGUGACACUGUUUUAGGUUUGAUAUUUUUGCUAUGUGUAGUUUAUUACUUUUUACCUUACAGUCGUUACGUACAUUAUCCUGUUGCUUUACUGCAUUUCUACGCUACUGUCAACUGUGAGCUUUUGAUAUUAGUUGUGAAGGUACAAAACCACAGAAACAACUUGCGACACAGCAGUGUCUGCAGCAUUUCACAGUAAGUGUUAGACAAUGCCAUCUGACUGCAGUUCUCCUUGGUGUAGUGUUUGCAUUGCAGUUCUCUGGAUUUGUAAUGUCUGACGGCGUUCAAAUGAUUGGUUUCACUCAACCCUUGGAGCAAAUCACAAACAUAGAAACUGCUACAUUUAAAUAAUUUAACACCAAAAUAGUAUUUAACACCAAACAUUACAAGCUUUAUCAGCUUCAUCUGUCAUUUUGACCACCGUCUGUACAGUAUGUUGCUUGUUAGUCUAGUUUUACACCAAAGUUUCCAUUUUAGUUCAAUCAUCUGUGGGAUGUUCAGAGACUAAGUUUGUAUCCAGACAGACUUCUUACAAUCUUGUCUUUUGCUUUUUUUUUAACUUAUACCUCAUCUUAAAGACUGCAUAAUGUAUCAGCCAAAUUAAUCAGUCACGUUUAAAUUACGUUUCAUUAUUGUCUUUUAACUUUUAUCCCCAAUAUUUAUAACUGUCUUGAGUAGUCUUGCGGUACUAUACAUAACAGUUCAUAGUACAAAAUCUGAAUUUACUGUAGCCGCCAUCUGUUUGUAUAGUAGCUGAUGUUGAGACACUUUAAAGCUUGGGUGCAACCCCAACAUUUUUACAUGUAUUGUGAAGUGAUGUUCGUAGCUUUUGGUAUGUGCAAAUCUUGGUCUAAAGAAUUAAUCAACCAGAAUUUGUUUGUAUGCGAUUAUCUUAUUCCACACCGAAAAUGGGAAUUUGAGAAUACUAAAUAACCAUUUACUUUUAAUUACUAUAUUUGCAACAAUCAUGUAGAUGUUUUCAUUGAAUUUUGAGAAUUCUUUAUUUAUUUUUUGUAAACAUUUCUUUCAGGUUUUUACUUGCCAAAUAAAAUUAUUAACCUAUAAA
Messenger RNA from Acanthochromis polyacanthus (spiny chromis), 2556 nucleotides. Its product is annotated as zinc finger protein Pegasus-like. Gene Ontology annotation, biological process: regulation of transcription by RNA polymerase II. Lineage: Eukaryota; Metazoa; Chordata; Actinopteri; Pomacentridae. The coding region runs from base 171 to 1424 and encodes 417 amino acids. The record is from RefSeq and is a predicted model, not a curated record. Gene Ontology annotation, molecular function: DNA-binding transcription factor activity; RNA polymerase II cis-regulatory region sequence-specific DNA binding. The transcript is spliced from 4 exons.